AUGCUGGACGACGGCAAAUUAGAAGAAGGAAUCGUACCUUUGGAAGAGGUGCAGACUCUGUCGGAUGACGUCAAAACCAUUAAAGAGGAUCUAGUGCUCUUACAGAAGUUGCUUGAAUCUGCAUAUGAUUCGAUCAAGGAUUGUACUGAGACAUUAAAAUUGCUGGAUUCAAGAUUGAAAGUUGCUGAGGAACUUACAGCUCAGAUACCUAUCUUGAGAGCGGGGGUGGAGAGACUGGAGCAACUGUUGCGCGACAAGGAUCAAUGGGACCGUGCUAAAAAUAUAGAAAUCAAAAAGGCGGUAAAUGAAGUCAACACAGGGAGCAGUUGGGUUCAUACACAGUUUUCAAGGUUGGCUAGAAACGUAAGGUGUCGUAUUAGCGGCGAGGGACGAGCCAAGCCUCCAGAUUGGUUCCUUGACAAAUUCGCCGCACAGACAUUCACGGAUCCCGAAGAGCCUUUGUACCAAACGAAACGAUCUAAAAUUCUUUGUGGUUUAAAGCUCGCUUUCGAUCCCACUCUACCAGCGCACUACCAUUGGCUCGCCGUGGUGUCUCUUGCCAUAUUAUAUAAUGUGGUCUUCGUCAUCGGGCGAGCUGUGUUUUGGGAGCUUGACAAUUUAACAUCCAUAUGGUUUGGCUUGGACUAUUUGUGUGAUACUAUUUAUCUUGUUGACACUGUCAUACAUGUUCACGAAGGUUACCUGGAACAAGGGCUCAUGGUUAAAGAUUCUAAAAUGCUUAGACGACAUUAUUUAAAAUCAGAUUCGUGGAGAUACGACUUGAUCUCUUUACUACCUACUGAUAUAGCAUAUUACUGGUGGCAACCUGGCUCAUGUGAUUCUGUCGUUAUGGCGAUACUUGUCCUGAUUCACUGGAAUGCCUGCUUAUAUUUUGCCAUUAGUUCCGCUAUAGGAUUCGGUACUGAUAAUUGGGUUUAUAAUCUCACCGGUGCACGUAAUGAAACUCUGGCUCAUCAAUACAUUUACAGUUUUUACUGGUCCACUUUGACUUUAACUACUAUCGGGGAAACACCGCAACCGGAAAUCGAUGCUGAAUAUUUAUUUGUAGUGGCUGACUUCUUAGCUGGAGUACUCAUAUUUGCAACUAUUGUGGGAAAUAUAGGUUCUAUGAUCUCAAAUAUGAACGUGGCCAGAGUAGAAUUUCAAAAUAAAAUGGACGGUGUAAAACAAUAUAUGGCAUUUAGAAAAGUAAGUGGAGAAUUAGAAGCCAGAGUAAUCAGAUGGUUUGCAUACACUUGGGCUCAAAGUGGAGCUCUGGACGAAGAAAAUGUUCUUUCUUCACUUCCAGACAAAUUAAAAGCUGAAAUCGCAAUCAGAGUACAUUUAGACACUUUAAGAAAAGUAAGGAUAUUUCAAGAUUGUGAGCCGGGACUUUUAGAGGCAUUAGUGCUUAAACUAAGAUUGCAAGUUUUUAGCCCUGGUGAUUAUAUAUGCCGAAAGGGUGACGUGGGUAAAGAAAUGUACAUUGUAAAAAGGGGCAGGCUCCAGGUGGUUGCUGACGAUGGCAAAACUGUUUUAGCGACACUGAGUGCGGGUUCUGUGUUCGGAGAAGUCAGCGUACUAGAGAUUGCUGGUAAUCGUACCGGCAAUCGCCGCACGGCCAAUGUGAGAGCUUUGGGAUAUUCAGAUUUAUUUUGUUUAGCAAAGCGUGAUUUGUGGGAAGCUUUGGCUGAUUACCCCGAUGCAAGAGCUACACUUACUGAACGUGGAUGUCAGCUACUGAGAAAGGAUGGUUUACUAGACGAGAACGUCUUUGAAAAUGCACAAUCUACACAACAGAGCUUGGAAGAGACUGUACACAAACUAGAAACCACCGUUGAAAUGUUAAACAAUCGUUUGCAGAACCUUUUAUCCGAUGUUGGUGAGGAGCAAGAAAGGAUUAAGCAAAGAAUCAAUAAAAUCGAGGGCAGAAUGUUAAAUAUUGAAGAUGAAGAUACUGAUACUGAUGACGUCACUUCAAUGGAAGCAUCAGAACUCAGAAGCGAAAUAGCAAAAGUGUGCGACGCGUCUUGUUAUAGCGAGGUGCAUUCGAGUUCCACCCAUGAUAAUACUAUGUUUCUAAGCAACCCGAUACCAGUGAGAGAAAGAGUUCAAUCUCUCUGUGUAGAAAGAACAUCGGGAGGAUUACUUCAACUGGGUCUUGAACCACGUAGUAAAUCACUUCGAUUGAAAAGAAUUAACAAAGACAAUUCAAAAGAAAAUAACUAG
Molecule: messenger RNA, 2229 nt
Organism: Chilo suppressalis (striped riceborer)
Lineage: Eukaryota; Metazoa; Arthropoda; Insecta; Lepidoptera; Crambidae
Source: the annotation of a GenBank genome assembly